AGGCGUACGCCCGUCCCCUAGUGUCCCAGGCUCACGCGCACACCACAUGAGUCCGAGGCGGGGAGGCGGGGCUAGCCUAAAACACCAAUGGAAGCGGGAGUAGGAGGGCUCGCGCCGUGACGCAAGAGGCGUGGCUUACCAAGCCUGGCCAAUGAGAGCGGGAAGCGCUGGGCUCAUCUGUAGGCGCGCGAGGAGGGCGCAUGGCGGAUACUGUGUUGUUUGAGUUUCUUCACACGGAGAUGGUGGCUGAGCUGUGGGCUCACGACCCCGGCCCGGGGGGACAGAAGAUGAGCCUGUCGGUCCUGGAGGGUAUGGGGUUCCGUGUGGGCCAGGCUCUAGGCGAGAGGCUGCCCCGAGAGAUGCUGGCCUUCAGGGAGGAGCUCGAUGUCCUGAAGUUCUUGUGCAAAGACCUGUGGGUGGCCGUGUUCCAGAAGCAGAUGGACAGCCUGCGCACCAAUCACCAGGGGACCUACGUCCUGCAAGACAACAGCUUCCCCCUCCUCCUCCCGAUGGCCUCUGGCCUGCAGUAUCUGGAGGAAGCGCCCAAGUUCCUGGCCUUCACCUGCGGCCUCCUGCGCGGCGCCCUCUGUACCCUGGGCAUCGAGAGUGUGGUCACCGCCUCCGUGGCAGCCCUCCCCGUCUGUAAGUUCCAGGUGGUGAUUCCGAAAUCCUAAGCCCGCCCUGCACCCGCCGAGCCGCACUGCUGCCCCUGGCCUCACCGGCCUCAGGAGAUGGUGGGACCGCUGCAUUUCGGGGUGGUCUUGGGGAUCCCAGGCCCUAGGGGUCACAUUUACUCAGGAAGUGGGUAUCAAAUUGAGGUGGGGGUGUCACAGGAGGCAAAGGGGUCCCAGCUGCGGUCAGGACUGUGGUGGGAUUCCCGCCUUGGCAGCGUUACUGCCCAGCAGCUGCUCAAUAAAGGCUGUGUGUGUGGAA
Molecule: messenger RNA, 933 nt
Organism: Pongo pygmaeus (Bornean orangutan)
Lineage: Eukaryota; Metazoa; Chordata; Mammalia; Primates; Hominidae
Gene: TRAPPC6A
Product: trafficking protein particle complex subunit 6A
Exons: 6
Coding region: 201-674 (157 amino acids)
Biological process (GO): regulation of GTPase activity; endoplasmic reticulum to Golgi vesicle-mediated transport
Cellular component (GO): cis-Golgi network; trans-Golgi network; TRAPP complex
Source: RefSeq, a predicted model, not a curated record